AAAAAAGUAAACCGCGUCUAGAGAAUUCCCGGGACACCACGCGGCACACGGAGGUAGCUCGCCCAAGCGCAACUCAAUCCCCCGCUUCUCUUCCCCAAAUUCUCAAAUCGCGAGCUCGGAACACUUGCAUCCUACUCGGAUCGGAUCGCCCAUUCGCCCGUCCCUCGCUCCUCGUCGGGAGCUUCAGGUUCGAGAGCUUCAGUACAAGAUGCAAAGGGGAAGGGGCGGGAGAGGUGGUCUCUUUGGUUUUGGGGACCCUUUUCCUGCUUUUGGCGGCUUUGUACCACCUGGGAACCUUAUGUCCAGUUUCUUUGGUGGGUCAAAUCCCUUUGAUGAUCCCUUCUUCACCAAUCCCUCUGGUUCUAUGAUUGGACCUAGCCUGUUUGAGCAAAGCAUUUUUGGUUCAAGCAUGUUCCCUCCACACAGAGCUCUAAAUGUAGGAGGCUUCCAGCAGCAAGGUCCUGAACCAAGCAGGCCAAAAGGGCCGAUUAUUGAGGAGUUGCCUUCAGACGACGACGAUGGUGCAGAUGCGAAUGAACAUGAUGAGAAGAAGAGAACUAACUCUAUGAAACAUCCAAGGAUUAGCAAAGAGCCAUAUGUGGAGGACUCUGGUGAUGAAGUUCAAGAUAAUAAGAGACCCAGACAUGAGAAAUUUGGGAAAGAGUAUGUCAGGGCUGGCACAUCAUAUCAACAGCCACAGACCUAUAUGUUUCAGAGCUCAACUCUUACAUAUGGUGGUUCAAAUGGGGCAUGUUAUAUGUCUUCAACGACUAGGAGGAGUGGUGGAGAUGGGGUUACAAUGGAAGAAAGUAAGGAAGCAGACACAACAAGUGGUAAAGCAACUCACAGGAUCGCACGUGGCAUUGGCAAUAAGGGUCAUGCACUGACUAGAAAACUGAACUGCGAUGGAAAAGUUAACACCAUGCAAACUUUGCAGAACUUGAGUGAAGAUGAGCUUGCUGGGUUUGAGGAAUCAUGGCAAAGGAAUGCAGGGCCUUGUCUGCCUGGUUGGGAUCCCAGAUUAAACAUGCUUAACAGUGCAGGAACUCUUAGCCCUGGCAUCCAAGAAGAUAAUGGAAUGUCUGCACUUCCAACACCCAAUGAAAUGUUUGCUCUUCCAGCACCCGAACAAUAUCGUGGCUCCAUUUUGUCGAGGAUGAAGAGGCGCCCUUUGAAUGGUUCAUCCCAGGGCAGUCCCCGUCCAUGAUUUCCUCGGGAAUUUAGGCAGAACUGUGUUCCCGGUUUGAAGAAAAGGAAGAGGAUGAAUCGCUAGCUCACUGCAGCUAUUCAGAAAACUAUGUCUACGUUUUACUCAGCUUAGCUUAAAAGGUUCUGUUGCUAUUGUUGAUGUAUAUUGUUGUUCCCUUCAGCAUGGAUGCGCACGCAAUCAUAAAAAAUGUAACUUCUGUUUACAAGAA
Triticum urartu is the source of this 1418-nucleotide messenger RNA. RefSeq lists its product as uncharacterized. NCBI's taxonomy places the organism in Eukaryota, Viridiplantae, Streptophyta, Magnoliopsida, Poales, Poaceae. The record is from RefSeq and is a predicted model, not a curated record.